CGGGAGACCCAGUUGGGCGGGGCACACGGCCGAGGCUUUGUUCUUUGGACGCAGCGCACGACGGUGGGAGGAAGCGUUAAGCGGAGGGAGUGCCGCCAUAUAAAAGCCUCCGCGCGCGCUCCCUUCGGCCAUUCUGGGGUCUGUUUAAAGGUUUCCUUUGAUCUUGAGACACCGUUGAACAUCGUGAAACAAAGAAAAAUUGCCCCACAGUUGAGCCUCUGAGACGACACAAAAAAGCCAUCUACAUUUCUGAUCGUCUGUAUUGGGAAGCUGUUAAAAUUCUUUAUGAUCUGAAGGAGAACAACUGCCACUAAAAACAUAAAACCAAAAUUAAUAUUUAGCAACAACUUUCCCUGAUGUUUUUUUAUCAAACAACUUUUUAUUACAAAAAGUUGAUUUUUUUUUUAAAAUGAGCAAAACCAAAUUCAUUUUUUUUCUUUAAAAACACAGCUUAAUCCAAAAAAGCUAAACCUUGAGGCGCUGUCGAGGACAAAAUUAAUUGGAUAUGCUGAGAAAGUGCCAGAAUGACAGCUCUGGAGACUGAGGUCCUCUUCACCAAAGCAGGCUGAGCCCAAGUUUCAUCAGUGCCAAGUUUUCCUCAACAGUGUAUUGCUGUCUUGCAUGUGGAAGGCCAUGUUGUGGGGUGAAAGGGGAGUUCAGUCUCCAAAGCCCACCUCAUUUGGUCUUUCCAUUCCUGGGUGAACUCAUGAUACAGAACUUCAAUAGCCAUUCUUCAGAACUGGACUGAAGCCACACAAGGACUCUACAAGUCACCGCAGGCUGGUAACAACUUUACAGUCCCACUCUACUAUCGUCUGUACCUGGAGAGUAUUUUCUUCCAUAUGAAAAUACAACACGAUAUUGAUUUCUUCUGGUCGUGGACUUUUUAAAAUUACUAUAUCCAAAACAUAGGAAUACACUUGGACUGGGCCCUCCUGCUUUGGGGGAAAAUAAUUUCUACACAAUACCUAACCUACAUGGCUUUGGAAAAGUAGGAUAUUUGCUUAGUCCAUUUUACUAUACUAAAAGAACUGAAGAUGCUUUCUGUGGAAAACAAAGAAGACUGCUCCAUUGACUUGGUUAUUGCUUCUACCACAGAGAUGCCGUUCCUUAGUGCUGUGGAAAGUUUUUUUAAAAAAAAAUAUUUGGCAUAUUAAUGGGGAAGGCCAAAGCUUAGCAUACUUAAUUUUGCAAAAGUGGUGUGCUGCAAGAUUACAUAUAAUAAUAGAUUAUUUCAUUAAGGUACAUUUAUUGUGCCUCAUUUUGAAUUCAAAACAAUACUCCUGGGCAAAUUUAUUUAAGGUGGACAGUUUACACUGCAUCAGACUUCUAAGAACUUAAUCAUAUGCACCUGAUCAUGCUGUCUACAUACUUCUAAAAGCAAUUCAGUAAUGCAAUUGCAAGCCCAUUACCAAACAUGUCCAAACCUAACAAUCCCAGUAGAGCUACCAUAAUUUCAGGAACUACACCUUUAGUGCAAGGGGCGAUACUGCUCCGUUUACCAUGAAAUUCAUAAAACUAUCACCACAGUGCAGGCCUUAUUUACACAGAGCUUAAUAAAUUGAUGAAAGGCAGCCAGUAUGUUUUCACACCUUAAAAAGGUUUAGAUGAACCACUUUUGGAAUUAAAAGGCUGCUUUAGGGUAUAGUUAGAAGUUAAAAUUAAGGGCCAAUGCUUUUGAGUAGCUGUCAGCCAUGCCUAGGCCAAAUGUUACUUGAGCAGAUAAACCUAAAUUUCUUACAUAAUUUUACAUAUUUAAAAUUCUGUUCCUUGACUAUAUAUAUACCUUAAGCUCUGAACAAAAGGUCAAGUACAUUCAACACAAAUUUAUUACACAUUUUUCGAUACUACCAUCUUAGUUCGUCUUUCAAACACAAUGUUCUUUAUCCCAAGAAUUGUGGCAGGUUUCUGAACUAUGUAGUAGAGUCUUGCACAGAAAGCCAUAUUAAACACAACUUUCUGAGCACAAACAACAAACCCUGUGAUUAAGAGCACUUGACUACAAUUUGCAGAUCAGCGAAUUGAUUCCCACUGCACCAAGACCUGAAGGCAAAAGGAAACCGUACCAUGUAUAUCGGGGUGCUUGAAAUACUUUUCAUUUGAAUUACUAUUGGCAGUCAUUUACUGAGCAAGUACAGCGAAUCCAAUAGAAUCAAAUGGUUUUAUAGAGGCCACCAGUGUAGGGUAGUACAAAUCUUAACAGAAACAAAGGAUUUUAUUAUGCUUUUAUCAAUUAGAUAUCAGACAAAUGAGACCCGUAAACUAGAGUUCCACUGGGAUAGUUCAUCAUUUGUAACACUAGUGUUAUGUGUUUUUGGCUCGUAUUUGUAUGCAAUCAUCUGUUAAAAAACAAAUAGUGUGGAUGUGGAGAAAUACUAUUAAUUAUAUUAAGAAAGAAGAACAUAGUCUUGGAUAUUUUAGCAGGGAAUAAAUUAAACUGAAUUCAGUGAGACUUUGUGAAUACAUUUGCAUUGAGAAAUCCCUAUCAAUUAUCUACCUUGGACUGGCUAUUUUAAGCUGAAGACACAAUAGAAAUUCUGGGAAUAGGAGAAACAGUAUAUCCUUUUUGGAAAAUAAGGCAGAUGGGCAGUGCUCUGGAAUUUGGACUGAAUAGAAUUUGCAAACAUGGGUUCUAGACCCAUAGAUCCAAAAGAGCUACUAAAGGGACUGGAUUGUUUCCUUGGCAAAGAUGGAGAAGUCAAAACUCAUGAAGGCAUCACUAAAAUUUUUAAUUUAAUGAAAGAUGCGCAGAAGAUGGUCAGUCGUUGCAUUUACUUGAAUAUUCUGUUGCAGACCCGAGCACCGGAUAUACUCUCAAAAUUCAUCAAAGUUGGUGGCUAUAAACUCCUUAACACCUGGCUAACAAACUCGAAAGCAUCCAGUAACGUACCCCUCCUCCAGCAGAUCCUACUCACACUCCAACACUUACCUCUGACUGUGGAUCAUCUGAAACAAAACAAUACUGCCAAAUUGGUGAAGCAGCUCAGCAAAUCAAGUGACGACGAAGAGCUUCGUCGACUGGCUUCCAUACUGGUGAGCGACUGGAUGGGUGUGAUCCGCUCUCAGAGUAGCUCCCAGCCUACAGAACGAGAAAAGAAAAAACGAAAGGAAGAAAACAAAAACAAAGCACCUUCUGUUCAGGAGAAACCUCAGGAAACCAAAUCGGAAGUGAAGCCCGAGGAGACUCCUGAAAAGAAGAAAGAAAAACCAAAAUCUCUCCGCACCACAGCACCUAGCCAUGCCAAAUUUCGUUCCACAGGUUUGGAAAUGGAAACCCCCUCACUUAUUCCUGUGAAAAAGAACAUAAAUACUUCAGUGACCUCUGAUAAAUAUAGUUUCAAGCCAAUACCGCUGAAAAGACAGAUCGUAAACUCAAUGACAGAUAACCCACCUGUUGAGAAGAAAUACAAACCCCUCAACACUACGCCCAAUACUACCAAGGAAAUUAAAGUGAAGAUCAUCCCCGCACAGCCUAUGGAAGGACUGGGCUUUUUGGAUGCCCUAAACUCUGCCCCUGUCCCAGAAAUCAAGAUUAAGAAGAAAAAGAAAGUCCUGUCUCCAACUGCAGCUAAGCCAAGUCCUUUCGAAGGGAAGCCAGUCCCAGAGACUGUUGCUGCCAAGCCACCUUCACCAGAGCUGAACCCAGCUUCAGAGCCAAUGGAUGUGGAUCGACCUGGUACCCCUGUGCCAGCCGUUGAGGUGCCCGAACCUAUGGAAACAAAUUCCUCUGAGCAUGGAGGUUUAUUGGAUUCAAAGCCAACCGAGAGCCCAGCUGAUUCAACCCAGUUGACAAAGAAGGGCAAAAAGAAGAAAACAGUGAGCUGGCCUGAGGAGAAUAAACUGCGGGAGUAUUUCUACUUUGAAUUGGAUGAGACGGAAAGAGUUAAUGUAAAUAAGAUCAAAGACUUUGGUGAGGCUGCCAAGCGAGAAAUAAUGUUGGAUCGCCAUGCCUUCGAGACAGCCCGUCGGCUUAGCCAUGAUGCGAUGGAAGAGAAGGUCCCCUGGGUCUAUCCAAAGCCCAUUGAUUUGCCCGCUCCACUGGUUCAGCCAGGAAGUGGCAGUCGGGAGAAGUUCACUCAAGCUGAGCGCGAGAAAGGCAUUUUACAGGAAAUCUUUCUCUCGAAAGAGAGUGUUCCUGACAGCCCUCAUGAGCCAGACCCAGAGUCCUAUGAGCCAGUGCCACCCAAGCUGAUUCCUUUAGAUGAGGAAUGCUCCAUGGAUGAGGCCACCUACGAUGAAAGACUCGACCCAUCUGCCUCGCAGUCUCCGGACGGAGCUGGGGGCUCCAAGCUCCCCCCGGUCCUGGCCAACCUCAUGGGCAGCAUGGGGGCAGGCAAGAAUCCGCAGGGCCCCAACCCCAGCUCUUCCAUCAACAUGCAAGAGAUUCUCACCUCCAUCAUGGGUGGCUCAAACAAUCAUAAAACAGAGGAGUUGAUGAAGCAGCCUGAUUAUUCUGACAAGAUUAAGCACUUGCUUGGCAAUUUGCAGGGCCAGCCUGGACCAGGUCCUUCAGCAGGAGUCCCACAUGGGCUCCUUGGACCAGGACCUGGCCCGGUCCCCAAUGGAUUCCCGCCAGGGCCCAAAAAUAUGCAACACUUCCCUCCUGGAGGGCCAGGACCUAUGCCUGGACCCCAUGGAGGCCCAGGCGGUCCUAACAUGCCCCCAGGCCCUGGGGUGCCCAAUGGACCGCGGAUGAUGGGUCCACCUCCUCCCCAGUGUAAUGAUGGAUACUGGGAUCCUCCCGAUGGUGGCAUGCGUGGUGGGCCCCACGGAAGCAUGAGAGGUGGCAGUCCUGGCCCGGGACCCGGACCCGGCCCUUUCCAUCGUGGCCGUGGUGGCAGAGGUGGAGAGCCUCCUUUCCGAGGGCGAGGCGGACGGAGUGGUGGUCCCCCCAAUGGUAGGGGGGGCCCUCCCAACAACAGCAUGGGCGGUGGCCAUGGAGGGGGACACGGCAGCAGUGGACAUGGAGGGGGACAUGGUGGUGGCCACGGAGGUCACGGAGGAGGGGGCCACCCAGGGGACCACGGCAGGGGACAUCCAGGCGGUCAUCCAGGGGACCACAGCCGGGGACAUCCAGGCGGUCAUCCAGGGGACCACGGCCGGGGAUAUCCAGGGGACCACGGCAGGGGACAUCCAGGGGACCAUGGCAGAGGUCACCCAGGGGACCACGGCUGGGGGCACGGAGGCGGCCACGGUGGAGAUAGGUCAAAGCGUCCCGUAUGUCGCCACUUCACUAUGAAAGGCAGCUGCAGAUACGAAAACAACUGUGCCUUCUACCAUCCCGGAGUGAAUGGGCCACCCUUGCCCUAGCAUAAGGAGCCUGCGUCCUCCUCACCCAUUCUGACUGUGGCAUCGGGUGCACAUUCCCUCCCAUUGACCUUGAACUCAGCCUGGCGCUCCGAUUUCUGACUGAUGCUGCACCUGCUUGUUAUGGCUUCUGUGAGGCCCUUUAAAUGCUUGGAGCAAGGGAAUGUGACUAACUUCCUCCUUCGGCAUUUGCUGCUGCUACUGAUGAACUGCCACACACACCCUCGAGAGAGAAACUGUUGGGAGGCAUCUUCCCCGUCUCCAGCUGGGGAGGUGAAGCAACCAAUGACUUUGAAAGCACAAGAGACUUGAAAGAUGUUUUUUUGUUUUUUGUUUUUAUUUUAAAGCAAUUUAUGUAAAUAUACCUGUGGAACCAGCAAAGGAAGGGGAUAUUCUUGCUCACAGCCUUGAUUUGACUGGGCAGUGUUGCUUCAACUUCCCAGGAACCAGACUGGUACUGAUGAAUUGCUUUGGUCUGGAGGAAGACCUGGCAUCGGCAGGAAAACCGUCCUUUUAGGAACAUGCGCGUGAGGCAGGGGAGAGGGUGCAGCAACUGCUUGUGGAUUGUUCUGGGAGAUCCGAAGGCUGGAAAUCUAUUGCUCCUGCCUAAAAAGCCCAAUGGGAGAACGGGGAAUUCCAGCAGCCGCCACUUGCACAAUACCCUCUUGAACCAGGAUGUCCCUUUGUAAAAUACCCCUUUGCAGUGCCCUGUUGACUGCACAGAUGUGGUUUCCCUUGGUGCUAAGUCUGCCAUUGGGGGAAACCUACAAACUGUUUUCUGUGAAAACUAAAUCUGGAGACUAAUGGUUUAGGGGGUAAACUUUUGUUUUCCUGAUUUACACUGUUGGUUGUGGGUUUUUUUUAAAAAAACGGUCUCAUGAGAUGUGGACUCUCAACAUCUUUCAUCUCCCCUCAUCCUGAAGUGGGUGCAGCAAACCCUUCUCCUGAGGGGGAACAAAAUGUCUUGCUCUAAGUUUUGUAUAUUUUGUACAUUAGUAAUAAACAUGGUGAAAAAAAGAAAUAUCUAAUUUAA
This is a messenger RNA of Crotalus tigris (Tiger rattlesnake), 6340 nucleotides long. It is a transcript of the gene PPP1R10, whose product is annotated as protein phosphatase 1 regulatory subunit 10. Gene Ontology annotation, cellular component: nucleus. Bases 2626 to 5310 code for a protein of 894 amino acids. The transcript is spliced from 21 exons. Gene Ontology annotation, molecular function: metal ion binding. The record is from RefSeq and is a predicted model, not a curated record. NCBI's taxonomy places the organism in Eukaryota, Metazoa, Chordata, Lepidosauria, Squamata, Viperidae.